Molecule: messenger RNA, 2345 nt
Organism: Mercenaria mercenaria
Lineage: Eukaryota; Metazoa; Mollusca; Bivalvia; Venerida; Veneridae
Product: myoneurin-like
Exons: 7
Coding region: 338-2008 (556 amino acids)
Biological process (GO): regulation of transcription by RNA polymerase II; epidermal cell differentiation
Cellular component (GO): nucleus
Molecular function (GO): RNA polymerase II cis-regulatory region sequence-specific DNA binding; DNA-binding transcription factor activity, RNA polymerase II-specific
Source: RefSeq, a predicted model, not a curated record
AAACAGUAAACUUGGUCCGUUAUUGUAACACAGUAUAGCGGUUUAAUGUUGCAUGCAAAACUAUCCCUAUAGUAACGAUUUUUAAAUUUACACCAGUUGCGAACUCUGUCCUGUCUCAUUAGUAAGUGCGAAGAACCUAAAAUAUUUGUCACUUAGAUCUAUUUUUUUCAUAUAGUUUUCAAAGUGUGACUUACAACUAAUAUUUUGGAAAGUGACAGUGUGUGGAAUUUUAGAUUGUAGUGUUAAAUGAAAUUAACACUGUUUUGUAAAAUAAAAUGCGCAUGUAGACGAAUACAUGAUAGUAAUAGCUUUUAUAUUGGACUUGUAGCAGAAAGCAAUGCCGAAGUCAUUCCUUGCUGGAAGAAAAUAUGGAAAAGACAGCCGGUACUCUGAAAUACGGCGAAAUAAAAACUCGACGGAGGAGAAAGAUACGGUCGCGGUAAGGAAUUGUUAUCAAAUCCCUUCAAAAGAGACAGGUUCCAUUGAUACGUACGACGAAGUUGAUGGAGAAAUUGAUAAUACACAAACACAGAGGAAAUUUUAUCUUCCAUUGAUAAAGAACAAGGAAAUACAAAUAAAUAACAUAAACGAAACAAAAGAACUAGACAAAAAAGUACGAUUGUUCGACACACAAAUGAAGGCUGAUUUAAAAGCUGACGAUGAGAAUGAGCCAGAAACGAUAUCAUCAAAGCAUGUAGCUAAAAUAAUAAAUUUCAAUCCAAUUGCAACUUCAGCGUCCAAAACAGAAAUAAUGAAUCAUACUCGAGGUUCAUUAUUUUAUUCACCAGCUCCACUGUCGUUGUCACCUAUUUCGUCAUUCCCUUUUCGUCAAAAUGAACUCGCAUCUCCAGAUUCCCCAUUGUCUAGCUUAUCAAAUUGGUCACCAAGGUUACCAAAUACAUGUCCAACAUUUUCUUCUGUGAAUGCCAUCUGUACAAAGGAUUCAAUAAGCUCCGGGAGAAUGUUUUAUUCUAAAGUUCCAGACAGCAAUAAUAACGUGGUAACAAACGAAAACAAAUCAGAAACUGUGUCUUGUGAUAAUUCGGCGCUAUCAUCGAGUAGAACAGACAAGUCUGAAAGGAAUUCUAAGCUGACGUCAAUUAGACCGAUGGCUGACGGAAACAACAAUGCUCGAGAAACAACAGCACAGAGAAACUUUGAUUCUGAGCAAACGUCAAGAGCAAUGACAAUGCCACUGUUACCAUUUCAACAAUACAGAACUUUGACACAGACACAACAAGAGCUUUCAAAGCAAACUAUAUAUCCUCAUAUCUGGAGACCCAUUCCUCAAAUGGCCGCAACGAGUCAACAUGUCAUAACUUCAUUUUUAGGUCAAAAGAAACCCACGGACGAUAGAAUCAACAAACAAGUCUCAAAUCCCAUGGAAACUAAUUCAGCGCCUACUUUACCUUUGCUAAAGACCACAGAAUCUAUUUCAAUACUUCAGUCGCCCAUCGUUGAGGGAGUUGAGCUUGUGAAUGGUGGUUAUGGGAUUAAAAAUCCUUUACUAACUCAGACCAGGCCUGCUUCGCUCGCUAUUCAGACUGAAGAAGGUCGAUUCGUUUGCAAAAUUUGUCAGAAAUCCUUCCAGUUGCAGCGUCUGCUGAAUCGUCAUUUAAAAUGUCACAGUGAUGUGAAGCGGUAUCUAUGUACAUUCUGUGGCAAAGGUUUCAACGACACUUUUGAUCUCAAAAGACACACAAGAACACAUACAGGUGUUCGUCCAUACAAAUGUGAUAGUUGUGGUAAAUCAUUUACCCAGAGGUGUUCUCUCGAGUCGCAUUGUAAAAAGGUCCAUGGAUCAGAGUACAUGUUUGAAUAUAAGGAGAGACGCACAAAACUGUAUGUAUGUGAAGACUGCGGACAUACAACCACCGAGCCAGGGCAACAUUUUAUACACUUAAAACGGAACCAUCCAAAGAGCCCUGUCUUACUGAGAUUCUAUGAUAAACGACAGUUCAAAUUUAGCGACUCGGAGAAAGAAAAACCGGAGCAAUCUGUAUGCUGACCGAGAUAAUGCUUUAGACCAUAAUGUUUUAUAAGAAGUUGAAAGUUACGCCAACAACCGUACACAAUACUGCCUUUCAAAGUGGACCACUCUACAAUAUGCAGGAAGAAUGACAUAAAAAUAGUUCUUCUAAGAGAGGAAAAUAGACCGUAUCUUUAACUGUGAAAAUGUAGUGCAUGCCUUAUCAUGACAAGUACCUGAUCCUAAACUAACUCGAUGCCAAACAAGACUUUUUAAUAAAACGUGUCUUCUAUACGUGUUAUGUUAUAUUGCAAACAUGUUUUACUGUCUUGAGAAAGUUUAAAACUACUAAUUCGAAUAAAAUAGACAGAAAAUA